GCCGUGCAGUGCCUCACCAAGUCACCGUCCUCUCUGGCUGUCGGUCGCCCGGCGAUGCCUGCUCUGCUCUGUUCACUGAUGAGACCAGAGUGCCACACCGCCACCGCUGCGGCUGCCGCCUGCCGCGAACAACACCGCGCGCUCCCACACACGUCGCGCAUGCACGCGUGGCGCCCAGACACGUGCCGGCGCGCGCACGUCCCUCUCCGCGCCUUUAACUCCUCCCCGCCAUUUCCCAACUGCCGCAGUGCCAUCCCGACACCUCCGAGCUGCCCCGGCUCCUCAGAGCCACGCGUCGCGCGACUAGGCCGUGCGUAGGGAGCAUGGCAGGCCGACAGCAGCAUGUCCACGGCGAGGGCGUGUCCCCCUCCCCCGCGGACUCUUCGGCGACGCUCCUCCGGCGGGUGCAGACCCACGCCCCCAACUCCACCCAGGUGGUCGGCUUCCUCACGCUGCUCGUCUCCGGCGCCGUGCUCCUCCUCCUGACGGGGCUCACGCUGACCGGCGCCGUCGUCGCGCUCGUCUUCCUGGGCCCGCUCGCUCUGAUCACCAGCCCCAUUUGGGUGCCCGUCGCCAUCGCGCUCUUCCUCCUCGUCGCCGCCGCGCUCUCCACCUGCGGCUUCGUCGUCGCCACGCUCGCGGGCGGAACGUGGAUGUACCGCUACUUCACGGGGCGCCACCCGGCCGGCGCGGACCAGCUGGACUACGCGCGCAGCCGGAUCGCCGACACGGCCAGCCACGUCAAGGACUACGCGCGCGAGUACGGCGGGUACCUGCAUAGCCGCUCCAAGGACGCCGCCCCGGGCGCAUAGGCGCGCCGGCACGGCGCCACCGUGCACGUCGCCGCUAGGUCGCUGUCUCUUUUCCUUCGGUCUUCUGUGUACUCCCUCCUGACUCCUGUUGCCAUUUUCCCUCUUUUUCCCCCCUUCGCUAGGGUGCUUUGAUGCUUCUCGUCUUGUAUUUAGGCACUUGAUUAGUUGGAUCAUAAGAGGUCGCUCCCAGGCUGCUAGUUUGAUCAGUAAUUAACCUCGUCACUUAG
Phragmites australis (common reed) is the source of this 1039-nucleotide messenger RNA. Its product is annotated as oleosin-like. Gene Ontology annotation, biological process: lipid storage. The transcript has a single exon. The record is from RefSeq and is a predicted model, not a curated record. Lineage: Eukaryota; Viridiplantae; Streptophyta; Magnoliopsida; Poales; Poaceae. Gene Ontology annotation, cellular component: membrane; monolayer-surrounded lipid storage body. The coding region runs from base 324 to 812 and encodes 162 amino acids.